This is a messenger RNA of Chenopodium quinoa (quinoa), 1407 nucleotides long. RefSeq names its product caffeic acid 3-O-methyltransferase-like. The record is from RefSeq and is a predicted model, not a curated record. Bases 114 to 1223 code for a protein of 369 amino acids. Lineage: Eukaryota; Viridiplantae; Streptophyta; Magnoliopsida; Caryophyllales; Amaranthaceae. Gene Ontology annotation, molecular function: protein dimerization activity; S-adenosylmethionine-dependent methyltransferase activity; O-methyltransferase activity. The transcript has 4 exons. Gene Ontology annotation, biological process: methylation.
AAUCACAAUUUUCUUACAUCUUGCACCUACAUAAAUCAUUAAGACAUUAAUACACUCUUUAUUUUUCUCUCCUAUCAAACUACCUAAAAAUUUAUUUUAUCACUUCAAAAUAAAUGUCUUCAUCCAAAAUGCAAACCCAAAACGGGAGAGUACAUGAUGAAGAUGAGGAAAAUAAUGCGUGUUCAUUAUUUGCAUUGUCUCUUUUAAAUUCUUCAGUAACUCCAAUCGUACUACAAACCAUCCUUGAGCUCGAAGUUUUCGAAAUCAUCAAGAAAAUCGGCUCUAACGGAGGCCAAGUUUCUGCCACGGAGAUCGUGGCACACUUGCCCGCCAAGAAUCCGGAGGCGGCCACCAUGCUAGACCGCAUGCUCCGCCUCCUAGCUAGCCACUCCAUCCUCACUUGCACCACCAGGAGCCUUCCUGAUGGGCUCGUCGAGAGGUUCUAUGGCCUAGCUCCCGUUUGUAAAUUCUUGAUUAAGGAUGACAAUGGUGUUAGCUUGGCUCCUUUGGCUAGUAUUUCCAAGAUUAUUAUUGAUAGCAGCUAUCAAUUAAAGGAGUCAAUUUUGGAAGGAGGACAUGCAUUUGAAAGAGCAUACGGUGUGUCACACUAUGUCUAUAACGGGCAAAACCCGGAUAUGAAUAAGAAAUUCAACAAUGCAAUGGCUAGUCAUUCAACAAUUACCGUGGACAAAAUCCUUAAAACCUACAAGGGAUUCGAGGAUCUCUCCUCCUUGGUCGAUGUUGGUGGAGGUAACGGAGCUACUCUUACUAAGAUACUUUCAAAGUAUCCUAAUGUUCGUGGCAUCAAUUUUGAUCUGCCUCAUGUCAUCAACGUCGCUCCACCUUGUACAGGUGUGGAACAUGUUGGAGGAGACAUGUUUGAGAGUAUUCCAAAAGGUGAUGCUGUCUUCAUGAAGUGGAUAUGUCACGCUUGGAGUGACGAGCAGUGCAUAAAAUUCCUGAAGAACUGCUAUGAAGCAAUUCCGGAUGACGGAAGAGUAAUUGUUUGCGAGCAUGUCCUCCCUGAAGAAGUAGAAACCGGCCAUGCCGCGAAAUUUGCGUUUCAAUUCGACACGAUAAUGAUGGCUGUACCAAAUGGGAAAGAGAGGACUAAGAAAGAGUUUCAAGCCUUGGCUAAAGCAGCUGGGUUUAAAGGCUUUAGGGUUGCUUGUUCAGCUUAUGAUACCAAAGUCAUGGAAUUUCUUAAGAAGAGUGCGGAGUAGCUAGUUAUUAAGAGCUUGCCCUCCAACGAUAAAUAAUUUUUAAUUUGUUUAUCACAUGACAAUUUUGUAAACAUAUAAAUAAUUUUAUCCAAUCACGCCAUCAACUGUGGAGAACCCACAUUAAUGAAAAAGUUAUUGAUUUAUAUAUGAAAAUGUCAAUUAAUAAACAAUUAAUUUUUGUUUA